Panonychus citri (citrus red mite) is the source of this 1667-nucleotide messenger RNA. Its product is annotated as CD63 antigen-like. The transcript is spliced from 2 exons. Gene Ontology annotation, cellular component: membrane. NCBI's taxonomy places the organism in Eukaryota, Metazoa, Arthropoda, Arachnida, Trombidiformes, Tetranychidae. The coding region runs from base 338 to 1144 and encodes 268 amino acids. The record is from RefSeq and is a predicted model, not a curated record.
AGUCAAUAUCACAUAAUCAGUAACAAUUUGUUCUAUUCUAAAUUUUGAAUUAAAAACAAUAAACUAAAUGGUUAACCAGAAUUAAUGUUUUCCUUUGUUAGAAAAUGAAAAUUCAAAUGUGGCGCCAAAAGAAAAAAAAAGAUUAACUUUUCUUCCCCCAAUUAGAGGAGCAAACAAAUAAAAAGACGCCCAAAGAUUAACAAUUAAAUUUCCUUGGUGUUUGUUUUGGUCAUUAAUCAACAAUUGAUCUGAAUUUUUUACUUACUUUUCUUUUGUUUUAAUUGCUAAUUACUACUCACUUUCUGUGUCUGUGUUGAUCGUUGAAACAUAAAUCAAAAUGGUUCAAGGAGGAAUGUCUUGUGUAAAAUAUAUUCUUGGUGUUUUCAAUUUUGCCUUUUUCUUGUCAUCCAUUGGUAUCAUUACUCUUUGUGUACGAGCCAUAGGAAUGCCUGAAUCAGCAGAGAAGAUAUUGGAUGUUGAUAAUCGCCAUUUAAUUGUUAUGAUCGCUGCUUCAAUUCUUUUACUGAUCAUCUCUUUCCUUGGUUGUUGGGGUGCUCUAAGAGAAAACAAUUGUAUGCUCAUUUCCUAUGGUAUUCUACUUCUCAUCAUUAUCGCCAUUGAAGUUGCUGUUGGAACCCUUGCCUUCCUUUAUAGUAACAAGGUAGAAGAAAUGGCUUACAAGGGAAUGCGUAAAUACAUUGAUGAAUAUCAAUGGGACUCUGAUAAUUCAACAACCAACAAGAUUAUUGAUGAUUUACAAAAGAAUGUUAAAUGCUGUGGAGCCUACAAUUAUACCGAUUAUGAGAGCCAAUUUGGUGACAAACUUCCCUUAUCUUGUUGUGGAAAACUCAAAUCUAAAUCAGCCAUUAAUCUAUCAAUGUCUACCCCUGGAUCUACAUCUUCGGGUUCAGCUGCAGUAUUUGAUGGAUACUCAUCUCCUUUUACUGGAGUUACCAACAAUGAAACUUGCAGCUCUGCUGAUGCUUUCAAAGAUGGAUGUGCUCACAAGCUUUGGGACUUGAUGAUUAAAUACUAUGGUCCAAUCGGUGGUAUCCUCAUCGGUGUAGCUGUUAUUCAAUUGCUUGGUUUCAUAUUAUCAUGUGCAUUUGCUCACAGUAUCAAGAAAGAUUAUGAAGUAGUUUAAUCAACAAUCAACAGUAAACACUUGCUAUGAUUAAAACCUCUUUAAAGCACAAAGGCUCAAUCACCAUUGGAAGAUAAUUAUCUGGAUUAAACGAAUGGAACAAUUAACCACCACUACGCGCACACAACAAAAAAAAAAUCAGACCAAAGGAGAAAAUCUCAGAGAACCAGAAUGGAAAAAGAAAAUGAAUUUUCUUCAUUACUUGUUGACAAUUGAUCGUAAACAAUUUAUCUUGAUUGUCUCAUUACAAUGUAUUGGUGUCUGCUGGUAGUAGAAAGAAAAUCUUUGUCAUCCUAAAUUGAUCUUCUCUCUCUUUCCUCCUCUUUCUCUCUCUCUUUUCUCACUUUUUUCCUAAUCAAUUCGUUUCAUGUUCCAUCAUUUCAAUUUUUUCUAAUGAUUAUCACUCAUGGUGUUUGUUUGCUCAUCAUUACAAUUAACAUUAUUACAACACAAUUAAACCAUCAACAAGUGUGUGUACAUAUAAGAAAAAAACAUUUACAUUAAAACUUCAUUGAUAAGUCAA